Messenger RNA from Habropoda laboriosa, 1902 nucleotides. RefSeq lists its product as uncharacterized. The record is from RefSeq and is a predicted model, not a curated record. The coding region runs from base 128 to 1345 and encodes 405 amino acids. NCBI's taxonomy places the organism in Eukaryota, Metazoa, Arthropoda, Insecta, Hymenoptera, Apidae. The transcript is spliced from 6 exons.
GUGUGGAGUAUAAAACGUGACACGUCGAUACCGUCUGCUUCACUCCGUACCAGACAUCCACGGAGGCACAAGUGUAGUGAUCAUUAGUUGCAUACUCCUUGAACCACUUUUCGAAUCGUUCGCAGAAAUGGCCCAAGAGACACCGUCGUGGGUGAACAUCGACUUCACGCAGAGGAUCCUUCGGUUGGCCGAGGAUGACAGCACGAUCCAAGUGGUCGAUAUAUUCAUAAAACCGGCCACCAAUAAGGGUGACAACUAUACUAGCGACAUGAUGAGGGUAGCGAUUGAGUAUACCAGGAAACAGGGUGAUAAAGAGGUCAGCGACAAGAAGACACUCAUCUUUAAGUUCGAGCCGAUCGCAGAGGGGCCACGAAAAGAACUGAUCCAAAUGAGCAACAUCUUCGAGACGGAGAUCUGCAUGAUGACAGACGCCCUUAAGAAGAUGAGCGGUAUGCUGGGCAUUCGUUUAGGCGCGCGAGUUUAUCACGUUCGUAUGGAACGACCACUGUGCCUGAUCAUGGAGGACCUUGCUCCUCGAGGUUUUCGUAUGGCUGACCGUCAAAUGGGUCUCGAUCUAGCACACAGCACUCUGGCCAUUCAGGGAUUAGCCAGGUUUCACGGCAGCUCGGUUGCUUUAUGCGAGAAGGAACCAAAACACAAGGACGUAUACAGAAAAGGAAUAUUCCACGCGCAGAACCCCAAGGAUAUGACGAAGUUCUUCCAAGCGGCGUGCACGAGUCUGGCGCUCGAGAUAGAAAAGUGGCCAGAGUUCGGCGAAAGUUACGGUCAGAAACUGAAGAUUCUGGCGGAGAAUGUGUUCGAGAAGGGCGUGGAAGCUGUGAAACGCAACGACAACGAGUUCAACGUCAUCAAUCAUGGCGACUUUUGGGUAAACAACAUGCUGUUCCGUUACGACGAGAACAACAAGCCUGUCGAGCAUAUUUUCGUGGAUUUCCAACUGGCUCUCUACACUUCGCCGGCGAUCGACCUGCACUACUUCCUGAAUACCAGCCCGAGCGAGAAAGUUCGCGACGACUGCAUCGACUCUCUGUUGGACGAGUAUUUAAAGACACUGACGGCCACCAUGAAACAACUGGGCUGCAAAACGCAACCACCUACCAAGGACGCAUUGCUGAAAAGUAUGGAGGAACGAGCAAUAUACGGCCUGAUAUCUAUGAUGACCGUUCUUCCAGUAAUUGUAGUGGAUAAGAGCGAGGUGAAGGACAUUGACGAGAUGUUAGGCGGCAAUGGUAUCGUAGAAAGUCCGGGCAUGAAGAGUCCCAUUUUCCGAAGAAUAAUGCAGAAGAAAUUACCUAAAUAUGCGCAAAUGGGCUUGCUAGACUGACGAAUCAUAGGAAGAAUCGUUAUCAGAAGGAACUAAUUCGAGAACAGAUACGGAAUAAAGGUUGGCCAACUGGGUGCCGUAUUUAGGUCUACGUUGUAGAUUGUCUACGUCUACGAUGUCGCGGUUGGCCAUGAAACAAAGUCACUUCGACUUAACAACGAGCUUAUCGUUUCAACUGUUUGUCAUUGUCUAGUCGAAUUCGAAGGUUUCCUUUUUUUUCUAGUAAGAUAUCUAGUAAAAUAUAGUUCAAGUUCGAAUCCAAACAUCCAUUUGUCCUUCCAAUCCAAAGAUCCUUCCAACGACGAACCGUCUAGAUAAUAUUCCUGUACAAUUAAGUCGACCCCAUUUGAUAGUACAAAUUGAACACGGUUUAAUAAGGUUACUCGUGAUCGACAAUCUACGUUGAUCAACACACACGGCAUUAACGAGGUAUUAAGGUAGAUGUAAAUCGUUCUAUCGUAAACACAACAGACUCGCGCACAACUCACGAGCUGUAGUGACUAUGCACGAUCGUUGUUUCAUGUUGAAUACAACCGAGAAAAAAAAAAAAAAAAAAA